Messenger RNA from Oryza brachyantha (malo sina), 1557 nucleotides. Its product is annotated as FAM10 family protein At4g22670. Gene Ontology annotation, molecular function: protein dimerization activity; Hsp70 protein binding. The transcript is spliced from 10 exons. The record is from RefSeq and is a predicted model, not a curated record. Lineage: Eukaryota; Viridiplantae; Streptophyta; Magnoliopsida; Poales; Poaceae. Bases 100 to 1275 code for a protein of 391 amino acids.
UCUUCUCCACUAGUAGUACGAGAAAAUUGAUCAGCACAGGACAACCCUCUAAACCCUAACCCAACUCAACGCAGCAGCAGGAACGAGAGGAGAUCCGCCAUGGAUGGUUCUCGCGUUGGCGAGCUCCGUGCUUUCGUCGAGGCCUGCAAGAAGGACCCCUCCCUCCUCGCCGACCCCAACCUCGCCUUCUUCCGCGACUAUCUUGAGAGCCUGGGCGCCCACCUCCCCGCCGCCGCCUUCAAGGCCCCCAAGCCGUCCUCUAUGGAUGACAUCGACGACGAAGAAGACGACGACGACGAUCUCAACAUGAGGGAUGCCACUCCGGAGCCGGACGAGCUUGACCAGGAGAUCGUCGAGUCUGAUCUUGAACUUGAAGGAGACAUUGUGGAAUCUGACCAUCAAGACCCUCCACAAAAGAUGGGAGAUCCUUCUAUCGAGGUGACCGAGGAAAAUCGUGAUGCCUCACAGGAGGCAAAAAGCAAGGCGAUGGAAGCAAUGUCUGAAGGAAAACUGGAAGAAGCUAUUGAGCAUCUUACCAACGCAAUACUGCUCAAUCCACUCUCAGCUAUCAUGUAUGGUACUAGAGCAUCUGUGUUUAUCAAAAUGAAGAAACCUGUCGCUGCCAUCCGUGACGCAAAUGCUGCUUUAGAGAUUAACCCAGACUCAGCAAAAGGCUAUAAAACUCGUGGAAUGGCUUAUGCUAUGCUUGGCAAAUGGGAGGAAGCUGCUCAUGAUCUUCACACAGCAUCGAACAUGGAUUAUGAUGAUGAGAUCAAUGCUGUACUCAAGAAGGUGGAGCCUAAUGCACACAAGAUAGUAGAACAUCGCAGGAAAUAUGAGCGGCUCCGGAAAGAGAGGGACGAAAAGAGAGCUGAGCGUGAUCGGUUCCGUCGACGGGCAGAAGCACAGGCUGCUUAUGAAAAGGCCAAGCGGAAGGAGCAAUCAUCAAGUCGCUCAGGAGGUGCAUCUCCCAGGGGCUUCCCAGGAGGGAUGCCUGGUGGAGGUUUCCCAGGUGGGAUGCCUGGAGGAGCCUUCCCAGGAGGAAUGGCUGGUGGCUUCCCUGGGGGUGCUAUGCCUGGAGGUGUUCCUGGUAAUGUCGAUAUGAGUAAAAUUCUGAAUGACCCUGAUCUGAUGGCAGCAUUUGGUGACCCCGAGGUUAUGGCAGCUCUUCAAGAUGUGAUGAAUAAUCCUGCCAACUUUGCGAGGCACCAAGCCAACCCCAAGGUGGGCCCUAUCAUAGCAAAAAUGAUGGCAAAAUUCAAUGGGUCCCAGUGAACGUUCUGAGCUCAUGGUGUGAGAAAAAUGUUAUUUGGUAACGGUGUCAAGUGUUCUGUGAGGAGCAAAAGCACGUUGGACAGUCUCUCUUGUUAGGUCUCUUUUUUGUGCAUCUGGAGAUGUUUUUAGUUUGUGGUAUUAAUCGGUGGAUGUAUAUGUAGAAAUACUUUCUUUGGAAAUUCUGGAUGUUGACUCUAUGCCAUUGCCACUAGUAUCUAUUAGGGACGGGACAGCGAGGAUUUUGGAGAUAGGGGAUAUGAUGGUAAACAUUUGCCCCAUUCA